AUGGCACCAAAGAAGAACGCUCGCGACACCACCUCCGCGACUGCUGCCACCUCCCAGGCCAGUACUAGCACCACUGCGCCUAUCCCUCUUACACCUGAGCAGACCAAGCCUGCUGUUCCCAAGAAGAGCGAUGCUAGGGCCGAUGUUCAGUGGGACCGUAUUCCUCAGACUAUCUACAAUCACUACAUCAAUGAAACUCCCCAACGCAUCAUGCUGCUUGACGUCUUUCUGGUGUACCUGGUCGUUGUGGGUGCAAUUCAGUUCGUCAACUGUGCCAUCGCCGGCACUUUCCCCUUCAACGCUUUCCUGUCUGGUUUCUGUGUGACGGUAGCACAUUGGCUUGCGACUCCAGACAAACGAGGCGGUUCCUACUGA
Molecule: messenger RNA, 375 nt
Organism: Fusarium graminearum PH-1
Lineage: Eukaryota; Fungi; Ascomycota; Sordariomycetes; Hypocreales; Nectriaceae
Exons: 3
Coding region: 1-375 (124 amino acids)
Biological process (GO): protein N-linked glycosylation
Cellular component (GO): oligosaccharyltransferase complex; membrane
Source: RefSeq, a predicted model, not a curated record